This is a messenger RNA of Populus trichocarpa (black cottonwood), 2229 nucleotides long. RefSeq names its product probable protein phosphatase 2C 40. The record is from RefSeq and is a predicted model, not a curated record. Gene Ontology annotation, biological process: protein dephosphorylation. Gene Ontology annotation, molecular function: protein serine/threonine phosphatase activity. The transcript has 6 exons. NCBI's taxonomy places the organism in Eukaryota, Viridiplantae, Streptophyta, Magnoliopsida, Malpighiales, Salicaceae. The coding region runs from base 499 to 2070 and encodes 523 amino acids.
GGCGGUGGGGUAGGUAGGGCCUCUCAGCUCUCAUCUCAACAAGCACCAGCCACGGUUCACAAGAGGCCUUUCCAGUCCGUGGAGAGUCGAGUCGCCUCGUAAAAUCUCUCCAUCAUUACUGGUCCUUUUCUAUUUUUCAAAAGAGUUGUCGUUACCAUCUGAACGUCAACCGUUAGUGGCUCUCUACAUUUGAUAUCUCUCUCUCUGUUCCAGUGUUCAACUCGUCUCCUCUCUGAUUCUCUUCCUAAAUCCCAAAAAAUGGAGAAAACAGGGCACUUAUACAAUUAAAUGGAACAAGUGGAUAUUCAAAUUUCUAUUGAUAAACGCUACCCAUGGUCUCAUUUCUUAAAAGCACAACCAUUUCUAUUUCGGGCUCAGUUUCUUUCAGUAUCCAAGUGUUUGAAACUUUGUCUCUAGCAUCCUGUGCAUCACCCAUGGUCUUUGAGGAAAAAACAAGUAUUUACUAGGAAACUGUACUGUUUUCCCAUACCAGAUUUAAUGAUGAUGGAAGGAUCGGAUGAUGCACCUGAAUAUUCAAGGGAACUAAGUGUUAGUUUUGGUUAUCAGUGCAAUGUCACUGGCCCUAGGAUUCCUUCCAUUGUGCCAGAGGGAUUCGACAUUUUGAACAGCACCAUGAUCCAAGAUUCUUGUAUGAAGAUGAGUAGCUCCUUUUCGUGUUUGUCUGGUGCUGCUCUUAGUGCCAAUGCUACUUUGGCAAACACAAAUCUGUGUAAUGGUCUCAUUGGAGAGGAGAUCUUGCCUAACCUUGAUUCUCCAAAAUCAUUUAGAAGGAUGGCAUCUUCUCCUUCUCUAUCACGCUUAGAUUUCACAUCAUCAUCCUCAUAUAGCAGCUUCACCUCCUUGGGUGGUAGUACACCGAAGGAUAAGGACUUUGCUGAGACCUUGUGGAAAUCUAUGAGUGCUCCUACCAGAACAGAAUCCUCGACCUUUCUCAAUACAAUGGAAGUGCAAAUGGCUGGAGGGGCUGCAGGCGAGGAUAGAGUCCAAGCUGUGUGUUCUGAAGAAAAUGGAUGGCUCUUCUGUGGAAUCUAUGAUGGAUUUAAUGGGCGUGAUGCAGCUGAUUUCUUAGCUGGUACUCUCUAUGAAAACAUCUGUUUUUACCUGCAUAUGCUGGAGUGGAACAAAAAGAAGCAGCCUGGUUCGUUUAAAAGUACCUUAGAAGGUGAAAAUGUCACAUUGCAUAUUGCCCUCCCCGAUGAUCCUGGCCAUUCAAAUUCUGAAAUGGAACAAGCAAAACUACCCAAUUAUGUUGAUGAAGAAUUCACGCAUGAGAAUUACAGCUCUGACAUAAUAAGCUGCCUUAAUCGUGCCCUAGCCCAAGCAGAAGGUGAUUUUAUGUACAUGGUUGAGCAGGAAAUGGAAGAUCGUCCUGAUUUGGUGUCUGUUGGAUCUUGUGUCUUGGCAAUUCUUCUUUAUGGAGAUCAUAUCUAUGUCCAAAAUUUAGGGGAUAGUAGGGCAAUAUUAGCAACAAGCACCAUUCAAGAGGAAGGGGUGCUGAAAGCCAUCCAGUUAACAGAAACUCAUACUGUUGAUAACGAGUCAGAGUGCAAUAAAGUUUUGGCCGAUCACCCUGAUGAUCCAUCUCCUAUCAUCUAUGGGAGAGUAAAAGGGAAACUGAAGUUAACUCGAGCAUUUGGAGUUGGUUAUCUUAAAAAGAGUAAAAUGAAUGAUGUGUUGAUGGGCAUUCUACGAGUUCGAAAUUUGUGCAGUCCUCCCUAUGUUUAUAAUCAUCCCUUCACUAUGAGUCAUAGAGUUUCAGACAAGGAUCAAUUUGUUGUUUUGGGAAGUGAUGGAUUGUUUGAUUUCUUUAGCAAUGAUGAAGUUGUGAAGCUUGUGCAUCUCUUUAUCCAGAACAAUCCUUCUGGUGAUCCUGCAAAGCACCUGGUUGAACAGCUUGUUCAGAGAGCAGCUGAUAAUGCUGGUUUUAGCACUGAAGAUCUGAUGAGUAUUCCAGCUGGGAGAAGAAGGAAAUAUCAUGACGAUGUUACCGUGCUCGUAGUUAUACUCGGUAAUAAACAACGGACUUCUGCUGCUUCUGCAUAUCUAUAGGUUGGCUGCAAGCAUGCACCCACCAUAGAUUCUUUUUGUUAUGAAUCUUUGUGGUGACAGAUAAAAAUAACUGGAGAGCUUUUGGUAUGUUGAUCAUCCGAGUUUGCCAAGUACUUGGUUUUUCCUGAUAUAAGAAAAUAAAGAUUUCCCAUACAUCAA